Molecule: messenger RNA, 1032 nt
Organism: Botrytis byssoidea
Lineage: Eukaryota; Fungi; Ascomycota; Leotiomycetes; Helotiales; Sclerotiniaceae
Exons: 2
Coding region: 1-1032 (343 amino acids)
Molecular function (GO): protein binding
Source: RefSeq, a predicted model, not a curated record
AUGAAGCCUGAAGCUUCUUCUGAGAUUAAGCAGGAAGCUGCUAAUAGUGCAGUUGAUCCAAGACCUGUAAAGGUACCUCGUAGAUUUUGCACCAUGCCUUCGUCGUCCUCUUCUUCAGCCACAACCCCUGCGACUACUUCUGGAGUCAAGCGUAAAGCCUCAUCAGAUAUAUUCGACGAGAUUUUUGCAGAAACUCCUCGAAGAAAUCAUCCAAGCUUCACGACUACAGGUAAUUCGUCUACAACACGCUCAGGGGACUCGGCACUCUUUUCAGACUCAAGUGAUAUUUCUGUUGCCAGCUCGGGCGAGAGAAUCGCGAGUUGCAAUUCUUACGCCGUAAACAUCGGUGAUACAAAAGUAAAUGUACCCGGCUCCCGAAAGAGACCUACGACUGAGUUAUACAUCAAGAUGGUGGUGGGCCCAAGAGCUAACAUAGUUGUUGGUCCUGAGAAGAAAUCAUUUGAGCUACCAAAAGAUCUCCUCGCAUACUAUUCUCCGGUCUUCGAUAGAUCCUUCAAUGGAAACUUCAUAGAAGGUCAGACACAAACAAUGGAACUGCCAGAAGAUACUGUGGAAGAUUUUGAAGUUUUGGUGGAGUACGUUUUCCAUCACGGUGUUGGCGACAAACUAUCCAUUUCGGAAAAUGGUCGACAUGCCGCUAAACGUUGUAUUUCUUUCUUAAAGUACGCGGAUCAGUACGACCUUGGAGAUGUAAGCACUUUGGUAUGCGACGCUCUUCGGUCAGCCUUGAUAGAGAGUGGUGCAUCGGCUUUCGAACCUAGCCUCAUAGAAGUUGUUUUCUCGCUCACAAAAGAUGGCAAUUGCUUGCGAGAAUUGAUUGCAGAUGCUGCGCUAUCAUUCCAAGGGGAGAAAUUGAGUGUAUAUCCAGAAUUUAGGAAGGCCAAUUUCAAAAAGCAGGAGUCUGAGGUCGAGGGCUUUGCCGUGGCUCUUUAUCGCCAACUUACGAAAUUUUCCGUUGGCUGUAUGUAUCGACCUCCUUUCGACCCGUCAACUACAAAGACUUUUGAUUGA